Molecule: messenger RNA, 714 nt
Organism: Miscanthus lutarioriparius
Lineage: Eukaryota; Viridiplantae; Streptophyta; Magnoliopsida; Poales; Poaceae
Source: the annotation of a GenBank genome assembly
AUGGUGCCGCUCCACUGCUCAGCUAGCGUCCACCUCCACUGCCUCCCGCCAUCUCGCCGACUCCGCCUUGCUUCAUCCUUCCCUCUCCUCUGCCGUCGCCUCCGCCGCUCCACCGCCAUCCGCGCCGAGGCUCAAGUGCGGCCUCCGCCGCCCGCCUCCACAGCGGAGCCAGAGCCCCCCGACGCCGGCGCUGUCGAAGCCGAAGCCCAAGGGCAGGGACCCGUGGAGCUCCGCGCUCCGACGCUCUUCUCGACGGAUGACAAUCCCACCCCGCUCCAGACUGCCACCAGUCUCCUCCUCACCGGCGCCAUCUCGGUCUUCCUCUUCCGCUCCCUCCGCCGCCGCGCCCGCCGCGCCAAGGAGCUCAGAGUGCGGUCGAGCGGGGUGAAGAAGAAGCCCAACAAUCUCACCGAGGAGGCCCUGGAGGGGCUGAGGCUGGUGAGCACCUCACCCAUCGAGACCGAGAAGCCGCCAUCACCAAUCCAGGUUCUGCUCGGCGGGAUUGCGGCGGGGGUCAUCGCACUCAUCCUCUACAAGUUCACCACCACAAUCGAGGCUGCGCUCAACCGUCAGAACAUCCCCGACAGCUUCUCGGUCAGCACUUCAGUCUUGUUCUUAUCGUUUCUUAGUAGUUCAUUAAGCACUGACAUUGUCAUUAUAAUCGGGGAUUUUGAUAUCGAAAUGACCUAUGUACUUGCAAUUGUUUGUUGCUAG